This is a messenger RNA of Populus euphratica (Euphrates poplar), 801 nucleotides long. RefSeq names its product auxin-induced protein 6B-like. The transcript has a single exon. Bases 242 to 676 code for a protein of 144 amino acids. The record is from RefSeq and is a predicted model, not a curated record. NCBI's taxonomy places the organism in Eukaryota, Viridiplantae, Streptophyta, Magnoliopsida, Malpighiales, Salicaceae. Gene Ontology annotation, biological process: response to auxin.
CUCCACCUAGCUGGUUUGAUUUCUAAACACAAGAAAACAUGCCCACCUCAUAAACAACCUCUUACAUGCACCCAUCACAUGGUUUUGCUUCCCAUGGAAAGGGACUGUUUAUGGAUUUGUUAAUAUAUAAUAGUCACUUCCUUUGCCAUCUAUCCAUCAGAGAAUCAGCAUUCAACGUUCUAAAUUCUAAAGAUUUCUUCCUUUGAUUUUUCACUAGAAAAGAAUACUUCCAAGCAACAAAAUGAUCAGUGCAAAGAAGCUCAUUAAACUGGCAAAGAAAUGGCAGAAGCUGGCUGCUCUAAGGCGUAAAAGAAUUGCUUUGCCACAAAUGGAUAGAAGCAGUUGUAGCGCAUCAGAAAUGGCUGAAAAGGGCCAUUUUGUUCUGUACUCAGCUGAUCGGAAACGCUUUUUGCUUCCUCUGAAUUAUCUUAACAGUAAGAUUGUCAGAGAGCUACUCAAACUGGCGGAAGAGGAAUUUGGACUACCUACCAAUGGGCCUCUCACAUUGCCCUGCGAUGCAGAGCUUAUAGAAUAUGUGAUUGCUUUAAUCAAACAGGGAAUCACAAGAGAUUUAGAGAAGGCAUUAUUGGUGUCCAUAGCCAUCAGUAGCUGCUCAAUGUUUUCGGAUCUCCAUCAUCAAGUAACAGACCAUCAAUUACCAAUCUGUAGCUUCUGAAGAGUGGAAUUAGAAUUGUAGACACUGUAUAAAUUGAUACAAGUAUAAAUUGAUAAAUUUUAGAGUCAGAAAAAAAUUAAAUUAUCAAGUUUAUAUUAAUACAAAUUCAGAGAAUUCACCAGCAA